GUUUUUGGCGCUUGCUUGACUUGGUGCGGUGUUGUUGCAGAUGGUUUUGCGAUUUCGAAUUCUCAUUUAAGGUUUAAAUAUGUUGCAAAUUACACAUAUUUCUUACAAAACAGUUGAUUUUGGAGCGAUCGGAAGGAUUCAAUAUGACCCAAAGGAUUACUUCAUGUACUGUUUCCGAAGUACCUGAACGUUUAUGCACUUCUUCCAUGGACGCACUACGAAUCUCACCGUUUACUGAUACGCUUUCCAACAAAACUGGCGAUGUAUGCAGAAUAGAGCACACUCAGUUCGGUGAAGUUUAUAUUUGUAGAGUGUGUAAUGUGAAAUGCACCGGUAAGGCGCCAUUUUCCCAGCAUAUAUCUGGAUCACAUCAUAGAAAAAACUGCAAUGCCAAUACCUAUUUCUGUAACGAGUGCAAUACAAGCCUUAAUUCUUCUGAACAAUAUACCCUACAUUGCAGUGGAUCAAAGCAUAUGCGAAAUAUAAUUUCUUCUUCUGACAAUUCUAUGUCUGAACAGUUUGGAGUUGAGCAACAAUUCAAUAAAAGCAAUAAUGUUCCUUACUUCUGUAUACCUUGUGGUCUUAGUUGCUCUUCCAAAGAGCAAUUGGAUUCUCAUUUCUUAGGUAAAAAACAUAAGAAGCAAUGUAAAAAAUAUAAGCCAUCUGUAUCAGGUCAGCUGUCGGGGUACGUUUUGAAUGAACAGUCAAAUCAACCGAUUGGUCAACCUGACUUUUUCUCUUCAAUGCCUACUUUAUUCAAUACAGCUAGUGAGAAUUCGCCAAACUUUUGGUUUCCAAAGUUGGUUCCUUGUAUAAGAAAUAUCAUAGAGCUGGAGUCCAAAUUGACAUUAACAAAUAACUUUUCUCCGUUUUUGGCUUCAGUCACUCCCUGUUCAUAUCAAGAACGAACAGAUUCAAAGAGUGAUCUUUCACCCAAUCAGCAGGAUAGUGGCGACUCUUCUGAGCCCAAACAGUUUUGUAGACACGGUGAAUGUAUUCUGAUGAGGUCAUUACAGAUCGUCACUUAAGGCCAUCAUGAUUUUUAUGAUUAAAGUAUCACCUUGAUAAUAUCGUCCACUAAGCUAACAGUCCUUAACUUCCACUUCACUAGCGAUGAAUGACACUGCUUGGCCAAUUAUUACUAGUUUAGCAUAUCACCUUAAUUUUAAAUUCUCACUAUUUUAUGAAGAUGAUUUAAAUACAAGAAUUGGUAAUCCUGGAUGAUUGGGCUAUUAAAUAUUUUUUUGGAUUCUAAAUGUCCUCAUGAUAACUAUAUAUUAUUAUUUUUUGUACAGCGUCAUUAUAACGCAUUUUGCUUAUCUUCUAAUACACUAUUGAUAAAUAUUAAUAAUGAUAUAUGUUGCGCUUAAAACAUUUAAUAUUGUUAGUUUUUUAUUCAAUCUAUAUUCCAACUAACUUUUGAUACUUGGUAAGUUAUUUAUCAAACUAAAUUGUACUAAUUGGCCAUCUUAAAUGAGUUGAAUUUGUACUAGAAACUUAAUGAAACUCCUGCUUAGUUAUUUUAACUGGUCGGAUAAGAUAUCCUGGUGAAUAACAUAUGUUGGUCGUCAUUGUAGCACUUUUUCAUCGAUUCAUUCCUUUAUUUACACCUAAUUGGCACCUAAUAAGAUGAACUAGAGGUCUAAAUUUUGAGAAUAAAAGCAAUAAAAUCUCAGUUUUUGUCUCUAAAACAUUAAAUAUUCGGGUGAGAUUAUACUUUUUUGUCAAAAUGAGUGGUUGCCUACGCGAUAUUUUAAUUUGUUUCCCCAACUAGCAAUUAGAACCCUAGUUAAAUGAAACGAUUAUAUUUGUAUGAUUUAUACUUUGAAAUUCAUGUAAUUAUAUGCACAGAAUACGAGACCAUACCUCAACAUAAAUAAUAAAUCAUAACAUAUGUAAAACUAAGACAUCUUUGGUUCGAAAUUGUGUAAUAAGUUGGUGCUUAAUCCAGUGUGCCCUAAAAACAGAAAAAGAUAUGUCAUUAGCUAAUUGUUCAAAUAGGAGCUUGCAAUUAGGUCAAAAUCAAAAUGUCGUAGUCAGUUUUCUUACAACUACCUUUGAAAAUAUAUAAAGCAGUUUAUCGGAAAGUAUCUUUCAAGCUGCCCAUUUUCACGUCUUCUCUCAUCCAUAAUAAAUGCCUAGUAAGUAUAUUUUUUUGGGAUUACAAAGUGUCAGUUGAAUUGUUCAUAUUUGCGUUAGUACCUAAUAAAAUUGUAGUUAGUGAUAAUCAGUAACGCACCAAGAACCAUGCAGCCGUUAGAAGUUGAAAUGCAACAUAAAGUUCUAAACUAUAGCCAUUAAGGUUUAUUGUCAGUUAUCUUAAACCACUGCAUUGUCAAACGGAGUAUAAAUUGCUCAAAUUGGCGUCACUUCACAGUCGUGUUGGUAUAUUGUCUUUAGUAUCGGUUGAAAAUAACGUGUUGGUUUUUAUAUUAUGUUGGACACUAUUGUAUUUCAAAAGAGAAUUUGUAAUCC
Schistosoma mattheei is the source of this 2475-nucleotide messenger RNA. The record is from the annotation of a GenBank genome assembly. Lineage: Eukaryota; Metazoa; Platyhelminthes; Trematoda; Strigeidida; Schistosomatidae.